This is a messenger RNA of Arctia plantaginis, 4206 nucleotides long. The record is from the annotation of a GenBank genome assembly. NCBI's taxonomy places the organism in Eukaryota, Metazoa, Arthropoda, Insecta, Lepidoptera, Erebidae.
AUGAAUGAGAAUAUAGAACUGAAGACUUUUACAGUAGAUGAUUCAAUAGAGAAUGACAUACAAGAGUAUCAUGAAAUAAAAGAAGAUACGACAUUAGAUGAUAUAGACACAUCAUUUUCAUCCAAACAAUCUAUAAUGCCGGUCGACGACUUUGAGUUUUUUACUCAAUACGACGUAAAAACUGAACCUAAAAAAUGUCUGAAGAAGAAAAAGACAAAAAAAAAGAUUAAUUCCUCUAAUUUAAUGGAUAUUAUAAGCUCUGAGAUCGCUGCAGCUAUGGUACCGAUAGCUGAGAAUGUGAUAACACGUGUAGAUAGCUCAAACGAACAACAAAGCAGUUAUUUACAGACAAAUUUUAGGAGAAGUAAAUUAUUACAUAAGACGAGAUCAUUUUUCUCCGAUGCGGAAAGCGGGUGGAAUCGAGAAACCCAGACUAUUUAUUUAAGUCCAAUAUUUCCAAGGGUCCUUGAAAAUGCUGUUGUUGAAGACAAUUUUAUUCCAGUUGAAUAUGUGCACCCAUCUUCGUAUGAUAUUAUGAUUGCAAAACAGUCAGAUGUAGACAAAGACAUCACUACUAAAUUCUUAGACGUGACCAUUCAGAACAUUAUAUUCAAACACCACUAUAAUUUUACUUUAGAAAAAUUACUUUGUAUGAAAGUAAUCGAAAUAUUUAAGCAGUACGAAGUUGUUCGGAAAACAUUAAAAGAUUUGUCUAAUAAUAUUAAAGUAAACAGAGAAACGAAAGAUAACCUCAAGAAAGAUCUAGCUAAAGUAAGUCCAAGUAAAAAGGAAAGUAUAAGAUUCGAUCAAACUGUCAGAAAAUAUACGGAGAAACUUAUAAAGCUGAAAGAAGAACAGAAAGACUUAAUCAAACAUAAGAAAGAACUUGCUCACAAAAUAGUCUCACUCUGGUCAGAUAUAGAAAUGGUAAGAGAAAAGAAUGAGUGUAUAGAAACUCCGUACAACAUAGAACUUUAUAAAAAGAAGUUAGGCUCGAAAGAGUUUGAAAUAGAAUGGAAGCAAACUUUUAAUAAUGAAUUCACAGAUAAACUUGAUACCAUUGAAUACGAGUAUGUAAGUAAAUAUCUAGAAUAUAAAAAGGUGAAACAUGAACACAAAGUAAACGCUGACAAUAAAGUGAUGAAGCCACAAUUGCAUGUUGAUGAAGAUUCGAUAAAAAUGGAAGCUCAGGAACUAGCAGAUAUCAUAAUACAAAAAGAUGAAAUGGAAUUGACAUUAAUAAAAGACGAAAGCAUUAUUACUGACUCUAUGAGAAUGGGCAUGCGUUUAACCAAGAACUCGUAUAAUUUUGAAGUUUAUGUAGAUGACGUUUUUGUUUGUGAAUCUGAACAUUACCAGAGCAAUGAUAUGUUUUGUGUAGAAUUUACGGAAAGUUUCUCAGUGCAGAUUUUACCUAAGAACAGCUGCAUUAAAUUAGUUUUAUUAGAAAAUUCUAAUAUUAUUUCAGAUCUGAAAAUAUACUUAGAUGAAAUUAAAAAAAACAAUGCCACAAGUGUUUUUAAUGUUGAAAAAUUCGUGUCUGGUAAUAAAAUUGAGCCAAAUGCUAACCAUGUUGGUAGUGGAUGUAGUAUUAAGGAAAUAGCAGUUGCAAAUAAAGUAAGGCUAAGAAGUUGUAGUAUUUUUAAAGAAAAGUUAUUUACAUCCUGUGAAGUUAACGUAAAGAUUGGAUGGAAUGACAAAAUAGAUGUAAGUCAAUCUGAAGCUAUAAAAUCUUCGAUGCAAGUUGGUAGAGACUUAAAAAGAUUAAGGGGUGGAAUCAUUAAACCUGACUUCAAUAUUUUGAUAGAUGUAAUAAGUAAAAUUUAUGAGAAAGACGUUGACGAUGAAAACAUGAUGGAAACUUUACAAAAAUUAAGUAAAUUAGAAAUCAAAGUGGAUGAUUGUUUUCCUGUAGAUCAGAGUAAUCCCAAUCUCAUAAGACUAAAGUUAUUACAUUUAAGAAAUAUCGGCGGAUUUAGUAAUACAGAUAAUAAAAUUGUUCCUCUGCAUGCGAGUCAAAUAUCAACGGGACAGCUGAACUGUUUACAAAAAACGAAUGAAAAAGAAUUUGAUAUGGAUUAUUUAAAUAACAGAGAAAUGGAGAUGGACCCUAUUGAGAUUCAGAGGUUUAUAGGAGCCAAAUACGUACAGAAAUUAAACAAAAAUAUGAUGAGAAAUUUGAAUGAAUUUCUGCUUCAGAAGACUCAUAAAGAUGUCGUUAGAGAUUCUAAUUUAAGCUUAAGAAAUAUAUUCUCCAACCAUUCCAACGUAUCGAGCAUAACGACAAUGUCAAAUUCAGUCAAGCAGCAGAUGCUGUCUAGAUCCCUAUGCAACGAGCAAGAGAUACGCGUGACAAUACUUCGUGCUUUCAACUUGCUAGACAGAUUGUCUACAAUAUCAGAAGAAGAAGAUGACAACGACGAUAAGAUUGCCGGUUUCAAAGUACGACCAUUGCGGCCUUUUGUUCGGAUAAGCUAUCGAGGAGUAUCAGCUCAAACUGUUACGUCAAUUGGCUGCCACCCUUCAUGGAGCCAUACUUUAAAGAUUAAGGCCAAAUUGGAGCCACUUUCAUCCAUUCAAAUCAACGUUUUCGAUGAAUAUAAAACUAAUAUUCUCGAUGGCUUCUCUGAGGAGGACCGCUCUAGCAAGACUGUGCACUACAGAUAUUAUAACAAAUGGCUAGGGACGUUACAAAUACCGCUGUAUGCUGUACUGUCUUUGGGUACUAUUCGGGGCACAUUCAAAAUCUCAAGUCCACCACUAUUGUUUGGAUACGAAAACCUUCAAACAAAGGAGUCUACUUCAUUAAUCCCAGAAAUAACUCAACUGAUGAAAAAGGACACCUCGUUCAUAACGCUGGAAGUAACUACGGGCCUUUCACAUUUGGGAGGAUUACAUGCUUACAGCCAGCCCUUACCUUGUUCUAUAGAAGACGGUUAUUUGAUCAAACACCUCAAUAAUUUCGUCACUGAAUACAUAAAUGAGUUUCCGAUGAGAAAUAUUUUGCUGACCUUCAUAGACAGUGCUGGUAGAAAUAAGUGUGUGACACAAUUUCUGCAGCCGAUACCACUACCAGAUAAAAACUCCUUCCCGAAAGCCCAAAGAUGUGAGUCCGCAGUUUCAAAGUCCUCAGGAUUUUCGAAGAGCUCGUCUUCGAGUGGAAGAAGGAGAGAGCUGGACUUGGAGAGAGCGGGACAAGAGGAGAGGGAGUCGCUAUACAGUGGUGCUGUACGUGAUUCAGAUAAUUUGUCGCAGAUGAUUAAUACGUGUUUGCGAUACGUCUCCCUUAUUCCUACUUAUGAGUUGACUGAAUCUCAUGUGGUAACGUUAUUGGGACUUGAGUUAAUUAAAGUCCUGCAUGGGUCUCCAUUUGACCACACAAUACUUUUAGCCAGUCUCUUCAUCUACCUCGGCAUCAAAUGUUGGGUGGCCAUCGGCCUAGGUCUACCCCGAGGAAAGAGCAGCUAUGUACUUAUAAAGUACGAUCUUACAACAAGAAGAAUUGUGUUGGAUACCGAUCAGUUGUUCAGGAGCAAGGGCUUCUUGAAUAAAAGUGAUGGAUAUACUUGGUACGUGUGUGAUGCAAGUACAGGACAAAGACAUGAGCUCAGAGACGUCGGGUGUCCACUGAAAACUGUUGAUUAUGUGUUUGACAACGAAAAUAUAUGGGUCAAUAGACAGGUGUCACAAGAUUGCGAGAGUAUAUCAUUUGAUUUCUCGAGAUCCUCGGAUUGGCAACCAGUGUUCGACAAAUCUGUAUUCGUGAUGAAGCAGCCGGUAGUGACGGAUCUUUCAUUGUAUUCCCCACCACCCAAUGUGGAAGGGUUAAGAGCUGCACUCGAAACUAAAAUCAAGGCAAAAAUACAGAAGUGGCGAUCGCAUAUGAAGACCAUAUGGAACAGGUACUGCAGCACGCUUCUUAGAGAGAUGUUACCACAAUGGGAGUACUGGUCUUUUAAUCCAACGACACCAAAGCCGGGGUUUACCAAUAAGUUGAAACAGCUAAUGGUUACAUACAAGAUGUCCGGCUUCCCACUCAACGUGUCAUAUACGAACACGAAGUCGGUGAUAUCAACGGUAAAGUCGACAGGUCUGCACGUGACCGACGACCCUAAGGUAGAGUUCGCCCUCGGCGUGGAAGUGUACGCCUACCCUAAUAACGUCAUAAGUGUCUGGAUAUUUCUCGCCACCAUUACCAGGACAUAA